This is a messenger RNA of Saccostrea echinata, 1653 nucleotides long. Its product is annotated as integrase/recombinase xerD homolog. Gene Ontology annotation, molecular function: DNA binding. Gene Ontology annotation, biological process: DNA recombination; DNA integration. The transcript is spliced from 2 exons. The coding region runs from base 97 to 1473 and encodes 458 amino acids. The record is from RefSeq and is a predicted model, not a curated record. Lineage: Eukaryota; Metazoa; Mollusca; Bivalvia; Ostreida; Ostreidae.
UUCAUAUACUUGAAAUAUGUAUUGCCAUUAUCAUUGUGAGAUGAAACUAAAUCUGUAGAGUUUUGUUUUUUAAUAAUAUUCUCUUCUUCAGAAGCAAUGCCACCAAAGCAAAGAAGCAAAAAAGGGGAACUCGCAGCAGAUGAGCAGUCCAGUUCCUCCAGCACAGGGAGAAAGCGAAAGCGAGUGACUCCUACUCAACAGACAGAGACUGUGAUGCAGAGUGCUCUGCCAACCAUUGACUACACACUACUGGCAAAACACAUAUUAACUGAACAACAGAAAUUAACAUCCAGUGAGGGGAAUGGACUUGCUGAGGCAACCGCGAGCCAACAUGGGGAAGCAUCCCCAUCAGUUAUCCAAAACAAGGAGCCACAGUCCAGCAGUGAGCUAGUUAACCCUGCAGCAACUACGAGUGUUACAAAUGGUACCCCACAAGCUAGUGCCAUGGUCCCAGCCUCUGCACUUGGUGCACUUCUGGACAAUGUUUUUACAGAAAGCACGGCAGGUAGCACCAUACUUAGAACAACAGGCAACUGUCAUUCCGGCACACCUAUUACAGAUUUGACCUCUUCAACUCGUUCAGUCCUUGUGGCAGCUUUAUCACCCCCUGCACGAUAUGCUUAUAGACAUUCAUGGCAACUUUUCCUCAAUUACAGAAAAGAUCCAGUAUCUCUACCAUUGCCUAUUACAGACAUAUGUAACUUCAUUGGUUUUCUUUUUGAGAAACAAUACAGUUCUAGCAGCACUGCCUCACAUAUAUCGGCAUUAGGUUAUGUUCACAAAAUUAUCAAUUUGCCAGAUCCAACUCAAACUUUUAUUGUGCGCAAACUACUGAAAGGUUGUCACAAGCUACUACCCACUCAGGAUGCUAGAUUGCCAAUAACAAAAAAUAUCAUGCACAAAAUUUUGGCUGCACUAGUCUUUACUGUUCCACAAGCUUUAAAUCAGGUUCUUUUGCAAGCCCUUUUCCUUUUAUGUUUUAAUGCAUUUCUGCGUUUAGGGGAAGUUAUCUCAAAAACUCUAGCAGAUAAGGACAAAGUUCUGCAAAUACAAGACAUUAUUUUCAGUGGAGAAAAAUGCAGUCCUUCAGCAGUUCAAAUUGUUCUUAGGCACCAUAAAUCUCAACAGAAAAAUGAGCCCAUCAUUAUAUCUAUUCAAGCCAACCCUAGUUCACAAUUUUGUCCAGUGCAUAAUCUUUAUAAGUAUAAAUCAUUAUUUCCACAUGUGUCAGGCCCCUUCUUCCAGUUUGUCAAUGGUACUCCAGUCACAUAUUCUUAUGUCAGUAGUGAACUUUCAAAAGCAAUAGCAUUUGCAGGUCUGGAUCCCAAACGUUAUAAGGGGCACAGUUUUCGUAUAGGUGCAGCAACGCAUGCUGCACAGUUAGGGUAUUCUGAGACUUUCAUUCAACAUUUAGGCAGAUGGAACUCGAAUGUUUUGCACAGAUAUAUUAGAAUUAAAUCGUUUCAGUUGUAAUAAAAUAUAGGAUUCCCUCCUCCCUCCCCCCCCCCUUUUUUUCUAUAUCAGUCCAUCCCAGGGCAGGUCAGUGUCUAACUGCUGCUACUACUGGUUACGUGUAAGUUUGCAGGUCAGUGUUUAACUGCUGCUAUUAAGUUUGUUGCAGGACAGUGUUUAACUGCUGCUAUUAAGUUUGUU